Molecule: messenger RNA, 4157 nt
Organism: Varroa destructor (honeybee mite)
Lineage: Eukaryota; Metazoa; Arthropoda; Arachnida; Mesostigmata; Varroidae
Product: poly(A)-specific ribonuclease PARN-like
Molecular function (GO): 3'-5'-RNA exonuclease activity; RNA binding
Source: RefSeq, a predicted model, not a curated record
CAUGACGAUGGCGAAGACGAUCGCACUGGUUGUUUUCCUUGUUGAGGAAGUUGUAUUUUUGGCGCGAUAGCCCUAUUGGACAGAAGCCUUUGCCGCUUUGUUUCGGGAGCGGACGACGCUCUGUCGUCUGCUGUGCGGUUUAAAGGGAUACGAAUGUUAACGAUGGCAAUGUUGAUCAUGAAAAUGAGCGAGAGUUUAGUAAAGAAAGAGAAAACGUCGUUUCGAAACCCAACAAAUUAUUGGCAACGCGUGUGUCUACUAUUGCCUCGCUUUGCAAUUUCGCAUUGCAGAAUAUAUGAUCUAUAUGAAUAAUUUUUCAGGUCUACUCUUUGCAUUGCCUGACCUUUUCAUAUUGCUCCAUUGACUGUUUUUAGCGAGUACGAAAUGAGUCUUUUAUCGUCAUUUAUGUUACUGAUGACUCUUUUCCCUAUUAUGUUUUUGUAUUUAAAAACUUAGCUUCUCAAGUUAAUUUCCUUACUCACAGCAGUGAAGGGGCGUGUGAAGCUCCUCAACAGCCGAGGAAGUCACAGCGAAAAAAACGGUUGACGAAGAGAGCGAUAGUGGUGACGACGACCGUGGCACUAAGAGCAGCAGCAACAGAUAGGUAUCUUCGGUAGUGGUCGCAGUGUGGAUGUUGGUGGUGACCGGUUGGACUUCGGUUGCUGCUGUCGGAACGGCACACGAUUUAGGUCAGUAUUGAGUUGCGGGGCCGUUUGUUCGGCAGCCGUCAGUGAGCCACAAGAAAAAAGCGGAGGUCGAUGGCGGUAGUGGCGUAAGCCACUACGUGUGCCUACAGUGGAUUGGAGUGCAGUACUGAAAAUCGUGAACGCCAUUUCAGGCCGAAUACAGAAUGUCAUCUGGUGCUGGCAACGAUCAGCGAUAUGUGAUUAGAGACUCAUCGUUGAAGAGAUAAACGACGCGAGUUUGCAUCGGUCGUCUUCGCUUGAAUCGCUGGGGUUUGAUGCUAUCGCUGCAUUGUUCCGGAACGAGAUUUAGGCCGAUGGCAUAGCUCAUAUCUCGUGGAGUUGUCGUUGUUAUUCUUGUUGUCGUGCCUGUUCGCCAUUUAUGGUGUUUGUAGAGAAAUCCUAAAACAGCAUGGACGUAACGCGGAAGGAGUUUGCGUUGAGAAAGACCGAACUUGAGACUAACAUUAAAGAAUGCUGCUUCGCAGCAAUCGACAGUGAAUUUACUGGACUUGCGCCACCUCGAGCGUUUCACCCUCUUGACACAGCUGCCGAGCGUUAUAGUAAACUUCGAAAAGAAAUUUCGAACUAUCUUAUAGUCCAGCUGGGUUUGUCUCUCUUUACAUACGACGAGCAGACUGGAUCAUAUGCUGUCAAAACCUACAAUUUCUAUGUAUUUCCAGAUGGCGCAGAUCAUGAGAAAUUCAUGAGCGAUUCUGGGUGUAUUAAGUUUCUACUACAACAUGGUUUUGAUUUCAACCGCUGUGUUCUGGAAGGAUUGCCCUUCAUGAGACCGGCAGAAUUUGAGGACCGCAAGGCAGAGCUUAAGGCCCGACAACGAUCGGAACUCCAAAAAAUUAUUCCAGAUUGUUACUUAUCGGAGAUAGAUAAUGUGCUCGAUGGAACUAUAGGAUGCGAUGAGAUUCAGAAAGCCACCCAACCGCCAAACAUUGUAAGAAUAACAGAAGCUUCAGCAGAAGAAUAUGUUACGGCUAACUGGUCAUCCAUUAACAAGUGGAUAAAGAGCAAGGAACCGGAAUUGGUUCUUCCGCCGUGCAGUGAGCUAGUUCGCCUCCCUUUCUAUGAACACAUGGAACGUGUAUUCUUCAACGCCCAUUUCGACAUGGAAGCAAUGCGACCUGAACUUAAGGAACAGACGCAGCCGGGCCUGAGAAAGAUCCGCUUGUUUCGCUCUGAAAGUACGCCAACGGAUCGGCUUUUGACUCGUCACAAAAAAGAGCGACAGGAACUUAAUGAACGGUUGGGCAUUAGCUCUGUAUUAAAUUUCGUGGCUAAAUCGCAGAAACCCGUCGUAUUACAUAACUGCGUACAUGAUUUAUUACUUAUCAUCUCGCAGUUUUUUGCGCCAUUACCUGAAAAGUACGUUGAAUUUCAGGCGCUUUGCAACGAGAUUUUCCCUAAUUUGUUUGACACGAAAUUUAUGGUGCAAUUUGGGACGUUAAAGCAGUAUUUCCGCGGCACACGAUUAAUCGACGUUUACAACCAAAUUAAGAACCAGCAAAAAAUUUUCUCCAUGCCACGGGUAAACGUUUGCGAUGGAUAUGGGUAUGCUGAUGAAACGAGAGAGCACGAGGCGGGAUACGAUGCUUGGAUUACUGGAUACAUAUUCGCCGCGUUAUCUCAAUUCCUCUUGCCGAACAAAAAAAACAAUUUUAGUAAGCUGAAUGUCACUCAUUCAAGUAUAGUUCCGUUUAGAAAUAAAAUCCCAUUCGCUUCAUCGCUAGACAUCACCUGUUUUACCAUUGAUCCAACAAUUCAAGAAGAUUCAUUAAACAGAAGCAGCGUAUUCGUCGUUGAGUGGGAGGAGCAUGAACAUGCGUCGUACGCCCGAGCUCUUGUAGCCCAGGUGGGCGGCUUUAAGAAGAUUGGCUACGGAGAAAACGUCCUAACGUUUAUACCAAACAAUCCAAAAUCAUGUUUUGAAAUGCUCAAAACUGCCCACGAGCUCCCGCGUCAAUGUCGUUUCUACAAGUACAGUACGCGAUUUCAAAAAGUUCCAUUAUUCGCUUCUGUGAAAAGAAAUAUUUCUCCCGAAAGUCAGACUAUCUCAAUGGAGACGACAUCUUUAAUGAAAAAGUACUCGGGUAUUCCAGUUACCAACCUCCGCCAAAGUCCUCCUUCUAAUACAGGCGAGUGGACCCAGGUUGGAGCACGCUCCCCUGGUAAUAAAAAGCGUCGGAUAGACGAUGCUAACUGGGGAGAUUGUCGACAAGACGCGGCCGUCGCCGAGACGGAUUGGUAGGGGAACAAGCUAUUUUUGGCAAUAAUCGUUUUGCUUGCGAUAGCAAGCAUGUUGUUAAAGUGAUUUUCGCCCUUUCCGGAAGCCCGCCAACCUUAAACAAGUUCACAUUUAUAACCCAUAAUUAUACCAAUAGAGUAUAUAUAUAUAUAUAUAACAUGACAAAUUAAAUUGAAACGCAACAGAACCGCCUGCACGCAUUUCAAUGAAAAUCGACGGUGUUUAUCGUCGUCCUUCCACAAUCAGUUUAUUCUAUUAUAAAUAUCAAUCAAUACAUAGAUCACCGUAAAGCAAUUGAGAUCUCCCGUAUUGAUUGAAAUUAGCGUUUAAUGUUUUUCGCUUUCUUUUCCUUGUGUCAGUACGCGUUUGCAUUGUCUGAAAGUACAGAUUAUGUAACUUUGUCAAAUCUACUGUCCACUUUUUUCAGUACAACUUCGAAGUAAAGUGGUGCGUGUUCAAGUGAACAAGUUUUGCGUGUUUGCGCUUAUAAUGCUUAUAUGUACAUAUGUGCUGAGAAUGUGUAUUGUAAAGUGUAUGAACGGCUUGGUUUGCGUGCUUAUCGUUUUGUGGACCAUUCGUGGUUAAGAAUUAUAAUUAUAAUUAUUAUUACUAUCUACUGCUGUUUUUUUAUUGUACUCAUUUGUAUUACUGUUCUGUGCAUGGCGCACCAGGCCAGUUCUGCUUUAUCAUUUCUAAUACACGUAUUCACGUAAUUAUUCCUUUCUGAGUAGAUUUAGGCAAGCAAUUGUGUCUGCACCAUUAUACAACGUAUUUUUUAGAAUUGCGAUUUCUUCUCGCUGUGUAAGUGCGUAUCAUGGUUUAUUGGAUGUGAUAGUUUCAAAAUCAGGUCCCCUGGUUAACGUUUGUUGUCGCUACGACCAAUUACGCAUGAAAUAUGGAGAAUAGCUAGACUUCUUCGAUGAAAAUACAGCUAUAGUGCUAUUCAGUACUGUUCUCAAGUACGUUCAUAGCAACGGUCCAUAGCAUUUCUGAGAUUCUGAUGAUGGUAAUGGUGAUAAUGAAGGAAGACAGUAAUGCCAUAUGGACGACGACCUGUGAUUGACUGAUUUUUACAUGAUGUAUAUGCGGCAUCUGCCUCGCCCGUUAUGGACGAACCACCAGAAAUUGAAUUAGAUUAGGACGAUGGCGUGGUAAUGGUGAUGAUGAUGCGUGGGUGCGGGGGCAAAUAGCGAUAAACCAUCUGGUACUUUUCU